CUUUGACACUGUCACGUGAGGGGCGAGCGCGGGGGCUGAUGGGAUAAGUACGCCGGUGGGUCAGGGUUCGGCCUCAAUAUGGCGAUACCGGUGGGACAGUGACCAAGGCUUUGCCGUCGGGAGGAUUAACUGGCGAUUGUCGGCGUCUCCACUUAUCUGGGUGGAAUGCGAGGACGCCGGGGCGAGUGCUGAGGAGCGGCGGUGACGGGGAGGGGUCAGUGGCUGGUGCCCCGGGAACCGAGGAAGCAUCUGUUCCUUCUAUUGGUUUCAAGGCUUUAGUGCCGGGCCCCGCCCGGCCGGGCCAGGCUGGCGGGCGGCGGCAGUAGCUGCUGCAGCCGCUGGAUCAGCCUCUGAGUGGGCCGAAAGGCGGACGCCGCCGCCUCUGCCGUGGUGAUGGCCCAGUGUGUACAGUCGGUGCAGGAGCUCAUCCCGGACUCCUUCGUACCCUGUGUCGCCGCGCUAUGCAGCGACGAAGCCGAGCGGCUCACUCGUCUCAAUCACCUUAGCUUCGCGGAGUUGCUUAAGCCCUUCUCUCGCCUCACUUCCGAGGUUCAUAUGAGAGAUCCCAAUAAUCAGCUUCAUGUAAUUAAAAAUUUGAAGAUAGCAGUAAGCAACAUUAUUACCCAACCACCUCAACCUGGAGCCAUUCGGAAGCUUUUGAAUGAUGUUGUUUCUAGCAGUCAGCCUGCAGAAGGAUUAGUAGCUAAUGUGAUUACAGCAGGAGAUUAUGACCUCAACAUCAGUGCUACUACUCCAUGGUUUGAAUCUUACAGAGAGACCUUUCUUCAGUCGAUGCCAGCAUCAGAUCAUGAAUUUCUGAACCACUAUUUAGCAUGCAUGUUGGUGGCAUCGUCUAGUGAAGCUGAACCUGUGGAACAGUUUUCAAAGUUGUCACAAGAACAGCAUCGAAUUCAACACAGCAAUGACUAUUCCUACCCCAAGUGGUUUAUACCAAAUACACUUAAAUAUUAUGUACUUUUACAUGAUGUAAGUGCAGGAGAUGAACAGAGAGCUGAAUCAAUUUAUGAAGAAAUGAAACAGAAAUAUGGAACUCAGGGUUGCUAUUUACUUAAAAUUAAUUCUCGAACAUCUAAUCGAGCCUCAGAUGAGCAGAUACCAGAUCCUUGGAGUCAGUAUCUCCAGAAAAAUAGUAUUCAAAACCAGGAAUCAUAUGAAGAUGGCCCUUGUACUAUAACUUCAAAUAAGAAUUCUGAUAGUAACUUGCUUUCAUUGGAUGGAUUAGAUAACGAAGUCAAAGAUGGCUUACCAAAUAACUUUAGAGCUCACCCACUCCAAUUGGACCCAUCCAGUGACUCUUCUAACAGCAUUGAUGGCCCAGAUCAUGUAAAAUCUGCUUCUUUACAUGAAACAAAGAAAGCAAAUACUGGCAUUAUUCAUGGUGCAUGUUUAACCCUUACUGAUCAUGAUAGAAUUCGACAGUUUAUACAAGAGUUCACGUUUCGGGGCCUUUUGCCACAUAUAGAGAAAACAAUUCGGCAAUUAAAUGAUCAGCUAAUAUCAAGAAAAGGUUUGAGUCGAUCUCUAUUUUCUGCAACUAAAAAAUGGUUUAGUGGCAGUAAAGUUCCAGAAAAGAGCAUUAAUGAGCUAAAAAAUACAUCUGGAUUACUGUAUCCACCAGAAGCACCAGAACUUCAAAUCAGAAAAAUGGCUGACUUAUGUUUUUUGGUGCAGCAUUAUGAUUUGGCUUACAGUUGCUAUCAUACUGCAAAGAAGGAUUUUCUUAAUGAUCAAGCAAUGCUUUAUGCAGCUGGUGCCUUGGAAAUGGCAGCAGUGUCAGCUUUUCUUCAGCCAGGAGCUCCUAGGCCAUACCCUGCACAUUAUAUGGAUACAGCAAUCCAGACAUACAGGGAUAUCUGCAAGAAUAUGAUGUUGGCUGAAAGAUGUGUAUUACUUAGUGCUGAAAUCUUAAAAAGCCAAAGCAAAUAUUCAGAGGCUGCAGCUCUCCUAAUACGGUUAACUAGUGAGGACUCUGAUCUUCGAAGUGCACUUCUUUUGGAACAGGCAGCACAUUGCUUUAUAAACAUGAAGAGUCCCAUGGUCAGAAAAUACGCUUUUCACAUGAUAUUGGCAGGCCAUCGAUUUAGUAAGGCAGGACAGAAAAAACAUGCUUUACGCUGCUAUUGUCAGGCCAUGCAAGUUUACAAAGGAAAAGGCUGGUCUCUUGCAGAGGAUCACAUUAACUUCACCAUUGGGCGUCAGUCCUAUACUCUUAGGCAACUGGACAAUGCUGUGUCUGCUUUUAGGCAUAUUUUAAUCAAUGAAAGUAAACAAUCUGCUGCUCAACAAGGGGCCUUCCUCAGAGAAUAUCUUUAUGUUUACAAGAAUGUAAGUCAGUUAUCACCAGAUGGUCCUUUACCACAGCUUCCUUUACCAUAUAUUAACAGUUCAGCCACACGGGUUUUCUUUGGCCAUGACAGACGACCAGCAGAUGGUGAAAAGCAAGCAGCUACUCAUGUAAGUCUUGAUCAAGAAUAUGACUCUGAAUCCUCACAACAGUGGCGAGAACUUGAGGAACAAGUUGUGGCUGUGGUUAACAGAGGAGUAAUUCCAUCCAAUUUCCACCCCACACAAUACUGUUUGAAUAGUUAUUCAGAUAACUCAAGAUUUCCGCUUGCAGUUGUAGAAGAACCAAUAACAGUGGAAGUGGCUUUUAGAAACCCUUUGAAGGUUCCACUUUUGUUGACUGAUUUGUCAUUGCUCUGGAAGUUUCAGCCCAAAGGUGUCAGUGGAGAGGAUAAUGAAGAAGUUAAAGAACUAGUAAAAGGUGAAUCUGAAAUGAUUGGAACUGAAGUUAUUACAGAAUUCUUAAUUAAUAGUGAAGAAUCUAAAGUGGCGAGACUAAAGCUCUUUCCCCAUCACAUAGGGGAGCUGCAUAUUCUGGGAGUUGUUUAUAAUCUUGGCACAAUUCAGGGCUCCGUGACAGUGGAUGGCAUUGGUGCUCUUCCUGGAUGUCACACAGGAAAACAUUCCUUGAGUAUGUCAGUCCGAGGGAGACAGGAUUUAGAAAUUCAAGGUCCUCGACUUAACAACACAAAAGAAGAGAAAACAUCUAUUAAAUAUGGUCCUGAUCGACGUUUAGAUCCCAUAAUCACUGAGGAAAUGCCACUAUUGGAGGUGUUCUUUAUACAUUUUCCUACAGGGCUCCUCUGUGGGGAAAUCCGAAAAGCAUAUGUAGAAUUUGUCAACGUCAGCAAAUGUCCUCUUACUGGAUUGAGGGUUGUUUCUAAACGUCCAGAGUUCUUUACUUUCGGUGGUAACACGGCUGCUCUAACACCGCUAAGUCCCUCAGCCUCUGAGAACUGUAGUGCUUACAAGACUGUUGUGACAGAUCCUACCUCUGUGUGUACAGCACUCACAUCAUCAGCUUCUUCUGUAGACUUUGGCAUUGGCACAGGAAGUCAGCCAGAGGUGAUUCCUGUUCCCCUUCCUGACACUGUUCUUCUGCCUGGAGCUUCAGUUCAGCUGCCGAUGUGGUUGCGUGGGCCAGAUGAAGAAGGUGUCCAUGAAAUUAACUUUUUGUUUUACUAUGAAAGUGUUAAAAAGCAGCCCAAAAUACGUCACAGAAUAUUGAGACACACAGCAGUCAUUUGUACCAGUCGAUCUCUGAAUGUACGAGCCACCGUCUGCAGAAGUAAUUCUCUUGAAGAUGAGGAGGGCAGAGGAGGCAAUAUGCUAGUCUUUGUGGAUGUGGAAAAUACCAAUACUAGUGAAGCAGGUGUUAAGGAAUUCCACAUAGUACAAGUAUCAAGUAGUAGCAAACACUGGAAGUUACAGAAAUCUGUAAAUCUCUCUGAAAACAAAGAUGCCAAACUUGCCAGUAGGGAGAAGGGAAAAUUUUGUUUCAAGGCAAUACGAUGUAAGGAGGAAGAAGUUGCCACACAGUCCCCAGAAAAGUACACCUUUGCAGAUAUCAUCUUUGGAAAUGAACAGAUAGUAAGUUCGGCAAGCCCAUGUGCAGACUUCUUUUAUCGAAGUUUAUCCUCUGAAUUGAAGAAACCACAAGCUCAGUCUUCUCUGCAUACAGAAAAACAGUCAAUAGAGGAUGCUGUGAGAUUAAUUCAGAAGUGCAAUGAAGUAGAUUUGAAUAUUGUUGUAUUGUGGAAGGCAUACGUAGUGGAGGACAAUAAGCAGCUUAUUUUGGAAGGUCAGCAUCAUGUUGUUCUUCACACUAUAGGAAAAGAAGCUUUUUCCUAUCCUCAGAAACAGGAGCCACCAGAAAUGGAACUAUUAAAAUUUUUCAGGCCAGAAAACACUACAGUUUCUUCAAGACCAUCAGUAGAGCAGCUUUCUAAUCUCAUUAAAAUGAGUCUUCACUAUCCAGAAUCCUUUAAUCAUCCCUUUCAUCAAAAAAGCCUUUGUUUAGUACCAGUGACCCUUUUACUUUCCAAUUGUUCAAAGGCUGACGUUGAUGUAAUAGUUGAUCUUCGGCAUAAAACAACAAGCCCAGAAGCAUUGGAAAUCCAUGGAUCAUUUACGUGGCUUGGACAAACACAAUAUAAACUUCAGCUUAAAAGCCAGGAGAUUCACAGUUUGCAGCUGAAAGCAUGUUUUGUCCAUACCGGUGUUUAUAACCUUGGAACUCCCAGGGUAUUUGCCAAGUUAUCGGACCAAGUCACAGUGUUUGAAACAAGUCAGCAGAACUCCAUGCCUGCCCUAAUCAUCAUCAAUAAUGUGUGACAACUUACAAAUUUGUACCGAGAUCCACAGGAAUCAGUUUUAUUUUACUGAAUAGGUUUUACAGCAGUAUUUGAAAUAUCUAACUUGUUUGAGAGGUUGGUAUUGGAUCACUGCAAAAUACCUUUGACUUGUCAAUGUGUUGAUAAUGCAAAGCACGUUGGACUGAUAAUACUUAAAUUCUUUUUUUGUAUUUCUUUAAACCCUGGUAAUAAUUUACAUGCUCAUAAACAGAAUUUCAACAUAUCCAUGCACCUUAUUAAGCCCCAUGUUAAAACCAAUGUCUAAAUCUGCUGUUACAACUGAAUGAUGGUAUAUGAACCUUAGGGGAUGAUUUUGAGGAAGAAAAGGCCUUGUUGGCAAUACUCCUGUUAAGCCAUUAGUCUAUAAAUUCCAGCUUUACUGUGAAGUUCUAUAGAGUGUUAAAUACAGAUUUUCCUGUCUUGCUUCACACAAUUCUCUAAAAUCAGUUUUGAACUUUGGUUAUAGAGUCUUCAUACUUCAGUAUCUGGUGGUUCCUAUGGCUUAUACAUAACUUUGUAAAAAGAAAAAAAUUUUUUUCUCCUUCGAAUAUAGUUUUGGGAGGAGUUUGACUCCCCCCUCCCUGCCCUCAUUCAUCUCAGCAUAGAGUGCACUAUUUCACAAUAUGGGAUUUUUGUCGUUUAAAUUAUCAUAUUCUUUAUUAUGUAACUUUAACAAUUGAGUUGAUCUGUUUAAAAUAUAAAUCUACUCAAGUUAAUUAAGCUUUUCAAAAAUGUAUUAUAUUUAUAACAAAUGUACUGUAAAUAGAAUAAAGACAUGCUAUUCACUGUAUAGAUUUAUUAGAUGCCUUUUAAAAAAAGUCUGAGAACGAUAUUUUAUUUAUUUAUUUAUUUAUUUAUUUAUUUUGCUUUUUAGGGCCACACCCACAGCACAUGGAAGUUCCAAGGCUAGGGGUCGAAUCGGAGCUACAGCUGCAGGCCUACACCACAGCCACAGCAAUGCUGGAUCUGAGCCGUGUCUGCGAUAUGCACUAUAGCUUAUGGCAAUGCCAGAUCCCCAACCCACUGAGUGAGGCCAGGGCUGGAACCCGCAUCCUCAUGGAUACUAGUCAGAUUCACUUCCACUGCACCAUAUUCUUUAUUUAAAAUGUACACCCAACCGUAUUAUUAUAGCAGGUAUUAGAGAACCAAAAUCCAGGAGAAGAAGGUCUAGAGAGAUGAGCUUUUCAUCUUGGACGGUUUGCCCACUUAGAAGAAGCAGCUGAGAGGCCAAGACUGCAUUUGAUAGGUAUAGGUCAGAAGAAAUAACUGCAGCUGAAGCAAGGAGACAACAAGGGUGGAAAGGAGACCAAGAAAGUUUAUAGAAAAAUACAGAAUUCAGUGAAAAAGUUUCGUGUAUUUAUGUGGAGUCCUAGAAAGAGGAGAAGAUAGAACAGAACACUGUAGAAUCUGAGAAUUUUCCAAGAUGGACAUCAUGUUACAGAUCCAAGGAGUUCAGUAAAUCCCAAACAACAUAAAUAAAAAGGAACCUAUACUCAGAUGCAUCGUCAUGAAACUGCUGGAAAUUAAAGACAAAGGGAGAAACAGUCUUGAGUACUGAAGACAAAACUAACUUGAGCCGUAGCAGCAAUUCAACCAAUAGACUUCUCAACAAAAAUAACAGAAGCCAGAAGAUAGUUUCUUUCAACCCUUUGAAGAUAACCCUACAAACGGUUAAGCCUGAAUUCUAAACCACAAGAAUACUUUCAAGGUUGGAAGUGAAACAAAGAGAUUUUCAGACAAAUGAAACCAGACUGUUUAUUGCCAGGUGUCUGUAGGAUAAUAGUGUCUGGCUAAAUCUAAAUCUUUCAUUCUCCAAAUGAGAAUAUAAAUCAAUAAGAAGAGCAGGUGGAAACCAUACCUAGCUCGUGCUUGUAGCAUAACUAGACAAAGAAUACUACAAAUUACAUGCACAUGGAAAAAUUUAGCCUGAAAUUCCACCUGCCUCUCUCAAGCAUCUAUGGCAAGCUGUUGAAGAGAGUGGAGGUGGGGAAGAUAGGAAUCCAGAAAGACACUCUGGAAAGGAGUAAGAGGAAUGGGGCCUAAGAGUGGACUGCACUUACUCUAAAGAAAGAGAAAGUCAUCCUAACUGUAAAAGUACAAGACAUUGGAUAGAUGAGAACUCUGAUGACAAGCAAGGCACUUGAGGCUUUGCAGUGGAGCCUUGUAAAAGCAGCAAGGAACAGGGCCCAUUUAUCACACAGCUAAGGAAAUGCCUCCUAAAAGGAAUUACCUUAUCAGUUGGCUACUUAGAAGAGGGUUGAGUAUUUUGAAACUUGUGCAGCCCAAAUAACUUUCAGUUUCAAGUGAAAUUCUUCCAUUAGAGAUUCAUAUCCUGGGAGUUCCCGUCGUGGCGCAGUGGUUAACGAAUCCGACUAGGAACCAUGAGGUUUCGGGUUCGAUCCCUGCCCUUGCUCAGUGGGUGAACGAUCCGGCGUUGCCGUGAGCUGUGGUGUAGGUCUCAGACGCGGCUCGGAUCCCGCGUUGCUGUGGCUCUGGCGUAGGCCGGUGGCUACAGCUCCGAUUCGACCCCUAGCCUGGGAACCUCCAUAUGCCGUGGGAGCGGCCCAAGAAAUAGCAACAACAACAACAACAAAAAAAGACAAAAGACCAAAAAAAAAAAAAAAAAAAAAAAAAAAGAGAUUCAUAUCCUUAGGCCUGACUUCCAGAAGACUCCAUUAAAAUGCAGGUGCCUGUAGGUACCCUAAUAGGGUACCUUCAUCCAUCUGUAAAAUAUAAGAUUUUUUAGGAAGGCUAAGAGUGAGGCAAGACUAAAUGGGACACAGAGUGGUGUUUAGGAGGCAGGUGAGGCACGCUGGUGGAGGGGCAGGGAUUGGUGAUUCCGAAAGAGGAGGGGGUAGGAUGGUGAAGAAGAACUUGACCCAUUUCAUAAUUUUGCUUAGGGUCAACCCUAGAAUUAUCGGGCUGUAGCUUUUCACCUCAGAGGAAAGGUUUGCAUAUCAUGUGUCGUCUGUCCCCACCUCUCAUGAUUUUGUUUUGAUUUUUAAACUGAUAGACUCAGCUUUCCUAAAACUUGAAACAGUUCUUUCUCCUCAGAUGCGGAGGCAACGCAUGAAUUAAUUGUGCAGUACAUGGUGGCAGGAAAGGACACAUCUGAUAACUGGAUGUUUGUGAAGGGCCAAAAAAAAGUGGUAUUUUUCUUGCAUGUGAAUGAAUGGUCUGUCUGAAUAAACAUUCCACCAGGAUGUAGUAUAAAACAA
Sus scrofa (pig) is the source of this 7936-nucleotide messenger RNA. RefSeq names its product trafficking protein particle complex subunit 8 (gene TRAPPC8). Gene Ontology annotation, cellular component: TRAPPIII protein complex. Gene Ontology annotation, molecular function: protein binding. The record is from RefSeq and is a predicted model, not a curated record. Lineage: Eukaryota; Metazoa; Chordata; Mammalia; Artiodactyla; Suidae.